AUGAGAAACCUGCAGCUACUAUCCGAAGCUUCCAGGUUUUUUCUAAUAGAAGGUCUCGGUCUCCCUGAUGAUGGCUCUAUUCGAUCUUCUGAACGGACCGUUACCGAGACUUCCCCUAUGACCACCAGCAAUAGCCUCUCAUCGGCUCAUCACUUUGUUUCUUUAAAGCUGACCUCUUUUGGCGGACACGGCUCAUCGGCUCAUCUCUUUUGGCGGACACAGAUGCUACCGUUUCUUGAAGGUCAAGGUCUUCUCGGCUUCAUCGAUGGUAGUCUACAAUACUCGGUCACAGCGUUGGCCGACGCCUCUACCUCGACUGUCGACAGUCUCACGGCAGCGAGUGAACUCGUCGCUCGGCAGGUAGCUUGGAAGAGACAAGACAAGGCUAUUUUGUCCCUCUUAAUUUCGUCUCUUUCGGAGGAGACGAUGCGGUUCGCCGUUGGUCGGUCUACUUCCCGGCAACUCUGGCUCACCAUCGAACAAUCUCUUGCCUCUUCCUCGCGUUCUCGGGCAUUGCGAAUAUUCGGUGAAUUGCAAGCCCUUCGGACAGGUGAUUCUUCCAUCGCAGAUUAUAUUGGUCGUGCACAGUUGUUGGUUGAUGAUUUGGCUUUUGCCAGUCGUGAUGUUACGUUAGACGACCAUAACCUAUACGUCUUCCGUGGCUUGCGAUCUGAGUUUCGUCCACUUGUAGCAACCCUAGCUCGGGGUGCUGCGGUUCCGCUUGCAGAGGUGGCGGAUUUCUUGGUGUCACAAGAGUGGAUCUGCGCUGUCGAUGGAGACGGCGGGGUACCGCCGGUUGCAAUGGUUGCUGGCCGAGGCGGUGUGGCCCCCAGCCACGGUGGUCGUGGCAACGCGACACAGCAACACGAUCGCGGUCGAGGAUCGGGCAGCAGCAGACGCUGGCGUGGCUCGGGCACGGGUCCUCGGUGCCAAAUAUGCAACAAACAAUGA
This is a messenger RNA of Ipomoea nil (Japanese morning glory), 951 nucleotides long. RefSeq lists its product as uncharacterized. The record is from RefSeq and is a predicted model, not a curated record. The transcript has 2 exons. NCBI's taxonomy places the organism in Eukaryota, Viridiplantae, Streptophyta, Magnoliopsida, Solanales, Convolvulaceae. The coding region runs from base 1 to 951 and encodes 316 amino acids.